UGUUAACGCAUUGCCACUGGCUUUAAUAAACCUUAUAAUUAUUUACAUACAUGACAGUCCGAUUUGGAUUUUGAUCUUUAAUUACUGUACUUUGAAAAUAUUCUCUCACUCAUCUGUAUGACCAAUGCUCCACAUAAGUCACAGUGUGCGGAUUGGACUUCCCAUGCCGACCCACCGCUGUGUGCACACUUAGAGCACCUCCGAGCAUUGUGCAGAGAUCAAAGACAGAUUCUGGGAAGUCACGCUGGGAAUAGGUAGGGGAAAUGGAGGGAAGCCUUUGUUUGCACGCAUACCUCGGUAUGGUAGUAGGGGAUGGGGUGAGAAAGUCAAAGACAGUAAGAGGAGAGGGAAAGGGAUAAACACAUACAGCCAAAUCGGAGGUAAAAAUGUUGAUUGUGAAGCCGUGUCUCUCUCCGUCUUCACUCCGUGGAUUUCUCCACGUCCUGCUGUGUGCCUGACUGAGGGCUUCUCCGUGAUAUUUACCACAGUGCCGCCUCGCAACGCACAGCGCCGGUUGCGUCGUAGUUCAGCGCAUGGCAAGGACAUCUCAAAUGGUUAGAGAAGAUCAUUCGUUCCUCCGUUUUUUUCAGGGAACAGCAAAUUAAAUCAGAGGGAUUCCCGAGGCGGUGCAAUGGUUUGACAUUUUAGAGAGGAAUAGCCUUCUUUUUUUCAACGUAGGCACGUGUAAACGGAUGGGAGUUAGAAAUGCCAACCAGCAAGCCAGGGACACUUGAAAAGGAUGAGCACUUAAAAUAUGAGUGGUCUGGACCUUCCUUUAUGAGAUAUUGUCUAAACGACAAAUAAUUUAUAUUUCCUCACCAGAGAGGAGGUGUGGAACCGCGCCGUGUCUGAGCUUUUGGUGGCACGUGAAGGGAUGACUUUUAUGCGAAGAUAAAGAAAGACAAGAGUCCUUGUAACUUUAUAUAGGUCACACGUGAUCACCCCGUAAUAUUAAGUAACUCAUAUUGUCUUUAUAGGCUACUGUGAGUAGCAGACUCGACGUGCGUUCUUGUGGAACUCGGGGAGGCACCCAGGUGCGCUCCAUGUUUCAUUUAGGACACACCGGUACCGGCGGUACCUGCGGGACAUAAGACACAGUUGGGACUUGGAAGCAGCGUUGGGCUGUGGGCCAGUAAUGCCGGACACAUUCUCACUCAUAAAGAACCGGACAGAGCCACGGCUGGGGCAGCUAGAGCGCACACUGGCCACGGAGGGGAGCGCCCGCCCCGCCUGGGUCAUAGCAAUCUUGGCAAGUGUGUUGAUCUUCACCACGGUGGUGGAUGUGCUGGGGAAUCUGCUGGUGAUCAUCUCGGUGCUCAGGAACCGCAAACUGAGGAACGCGGGUAAUGUGUUUGUGGUGAGUUUGGCAUUUGCUGACCUUGUGGUAGCGUUCUACCCCUACCCGCUGGUUCUGUAUGCUCUUUUCCAUGAUGGAUGGGCACUAGGAAACACACAAUGCAUGGUCAGUGGUUUCCUCAUGGGGCUGAGUGUCAUCGGCUCCAUUUUCAACAUCACUGGGAUUGCAGUAAACAGAUACUGCUACAUCUGUCAUUCGUUCUCCUACAGUCGGCUGUACAGCUAUCGCAACACUCUGAUCUUUGUUGCCUUAAUUUGGCUGCUCACAGUAGUUGCCAUUGUUCCGAAUUUCUUCGUCGGUUCCCUGCGCUACGACCCACGGGUCUACUCCUGUACCUUCGCCCAGAAUGUCAGUAGUUCCUACACGGUGGCUGUAGUGGUGGUUCACUUCCUGGUUCCCAUCGCAGUGGUUACCUUCUGUUAUCUACGGAUUUGGGUACUUGUGAUUCAGGUGCGUCGUAAAGUGAAGACUGAGGAGAGCCCUCGCCUCAGACCCAGCGACUUGCGGAAUUUUAUCACCAUGUUUGUGGUCUUUGUGCUGUUUGCCAUCUGCUGGGCUCCUCUUAACCUGAUUGGCUUGGCGGUAGCCAUAGAUCCGUCCCGCGUGGCUCCCCGUAUCCCCGAGUGGCUUUUUGUGGUCAGCUACUUCAUGGCCUAUUUCAACAGUUGUCUGAACGCCAUCAUCUAUGGCUUACUCAACAGGAAUUUUAGGAACGAGUACAAACGCAUUGUCACCUCUGUUUGGGUGACUCGGCUUUUUGUGACAGAGACUUCGCGGGCCGCCACGGACGGCAGGAGCAUGCGGAGCAAGCAAUCGCCACCUCUCAACAACAAUGAGUCAGUAAGAGAUCGCAUAAACAAAGAAUGAAAUUCUCAACUUUGAAAUCUGGAUCCACAAGCCUGUUAAAUGAUAAUUCCUGUAUUUUUAUGUGACAUCCAGAUAGUUGUGCAGCUAAAGAGUAUCAAGUAACAGAUGAAACUGGAAUACAUGGCUUGGUGGUUUUCUAUUGGCUGACAUCUGUCAGUUUAGGG
Molecule: messenger RNA, 2388 nt
Organism: Thunnus maccoyii (southern bluefin tuna)
Lineage: Eukaryota; Metazoa; Chordata; Actinopteri; Scombriformes; Scombridae
Gene: mtnr1bb
Product: melatonin receptor 1Bb
Exons: 4
Coding region: 1136-2224 (362 amino acids)
Biological process (GO): G protein-coupled receptor signaling pathway
Cellular component (GO): membrane
Molecular function (GO): melatonin receptor activity
Source: RefSeq, a predicted model, not a curated record